Molecule: messenger RNA, 2741 nt
Organism: Coffea eugenioides
Lineage: Eukaryota; Viridiplantae; Streptophyta; Magnoliopsida; Gentianales; Rubiaceae
Product: histone-lysine N-methyltransferase, H3 lysine-79 specific-like
Exons: 3
Coding region: 392-1720 (442 amino acids)
Source: RefSeq, a predicted model, not a curated record
CUCAAAACCACUUUCGAACACAAAAGUCGCUAUUCCAUCUUUGCCUCGGACAAUCACUCAAAUCCCAUUUCAAGUCCCUAACUCCACUCCACCUUCCUUUCCCAAUUCCCCAACUUUCCUUCCUUUCAAACCCCAAAUUUUCACCCCAAAAUUGUUCUCUAAUGCAAACCUUGGAUACCCUUUGAAGUCUUCUUCGAGAGUUUCUUGCUCUAAAGGUGAGUUCUUGGUUGAUUCCUGUUUUUCUUGUAUACAUGUGUAGCUAUAAUUGAUGGGAAAUUUUUGUACUUUGCAAGAUUUCUGAUGUGGGUUUUGUGAAAAUUUUGAUCUUUAUGGUGUUUGUAAGAAAUUUUUGGCUGUUGAAUGAGUAUUAGAGGCUUUGGGUUAUUUUUCAAUGAUGGCACCACCAACUUCUAGAAGAAAGAAAUGGACUGAGGCAGAAGAGAGGACUUUAAUAGAUAAGUAUGGUGAGAUGGUCUGUGAUGGAACUUUAGCUAAAAUGAAAACUAGGGAGAAAAAAUUUAAGCCUAUUGCCUUGUAUGUUAAUUCUGUACACCAUGUUAGGGACCCCGUUACAUACCCUUGGCAGUGGACUUGGAAAGAUGUGUCAGUAAAAGUGCAGAAUAUGAGGCAUCAGUAUGCUUUGGUUAAGCAGAAGAUUAAGAAAAUGGAGUCUGUUGGCGAUUCGGGUUGCGGGGAUGAGUUUGAUUGGAUGGAGGGGCUGACGUAUUGGUCGAAUUUUCUUAGCUAUAAGGAGGUUUUUGGUGACGUGUCAGUUGUACACAAUAGUUGCGAUUCAUUAGCGAUUGUCGGAGAUUGUAAUGAUAAUGAUGGGGGUUUUGAUGGUGGCGUUCAUGGGAUGGAUAUGACUCAGUUUGAUCAUCUGGGUCAUGUGGGUGAUGAUGAUUUUGCACCUGGUCUUGAUGGGGUCGAUAAUGGGAUUAUCAGUUUGGGGUUCCAUUAUGAGCGUGAGGAAGGAGAGGAGAAUUUUAAUGGAGGUAAUAAAAGUAAUAGUCAUGUAAAAGAGGAUGGGGAUGAUGGAUUCGUUUAUGAAGGCACUGAGCCUACUGGUUCUGAUACAAGGAAGAAGAGGAAGGUCUCAAAAGGGUUGGAAAAGAAGGCAUGGAGGUUUCUGGCAAACCAAUUGGGACAGCUAAGGGAAAUGGAAACCCAAUUUGAGCAGCGUGAAGCUGAUAGAGAACGGGAGAGGUUGAGGAGAGAACGCCUUCUCAUGGAAAUUGAGCAGGAACGAGACAUGAAAUGGCAAGAAAGAGAAAAGGAGAGGGAAGAAAGGGAAAUAUCUAGGGAGAAGCUGAGAAAACAGAGGAUUCUUGAAUGGGAGACCAUGGAAAAGGAAAUUGAAGACCGGGAAAGGAGAAGACGAGAUGAAGACUUAAUGUUUGAGAGGCAAUGGGAGGAAAGGAUGAAUAGGAGUAGAUUGGAAUGGGAGAAGAGGAUGGAUGACAUGUUAAGUCAGCACAGAGCACAAAUGAGCCAGAUACAGACUCGAUUAGUUCACGAACAACAGAGUCUCACUAGUCAGUUGCUUGGUAUUGUUUCACAGUGGACGGGUCAUCCAACUGGUCUCUCUGACCACACUGGUGCUAGUAGCGAUUAUCUUAAUCAGAUGAUACAAAAUCUUCACCAUGUAAAUGGUUUGGUGCAUGGUGAUGCAAGGGUUGAUGGUGAUAACCAAGAAGAUCAAUUUAUCGUGGAUGGCUGAUAGUAUCAUUGCUCCCUUUGAUAUAACACAAAAAUACAGAGUUGCAGAAUUGUAGAGGGAUAUCCGGGCCUUUGGUGCGACUAAUCCCCUGCGACUCGAGAGAAGAUGUCCAUUUCUCUCGAACACGUUAACCUGGGAUUCGAUUCUUGGUGGUCAUAUCCUAAAGAGGAGCAACACACCACACGAGCUACCCCGCAUUGGGUCACUAAUAUCUAUCUUGAUGUAUGAAAUUUUUAUUACCCAAAAAAAAAACACACACACACACACACUAGUAAUUUAAACCAGCAACAUGAAGAGAAAUUCCAUUUCUGCUCGUGUUGUUGGAAAGUCAAUUGUCAUUGGGCUAUCCUCCAAAAGAAUAGGAUCAUUUAUUGUUCCUACAAUUGUCUCCUGUAGCAUAAUUUCCUCAUUGUCCCAAAAUCACACAAUUGUUGUGUACUUUGCCUCUCUCUCAUAAUACCCUUUCUUCUCUUCUCUUAGCUCACUAUAUAUUCACUGCAAGUAGAUACUUGUCCCAUAUCCUCUGUGUUUCUCAAUCUCUAUCUUAUUUCAGAGACAAGAGUCUUACAAAAGAAAGUUAUUGACAUUAAAGGCCUUUCACGGAGAAAAUGGCAAGCCUAAAGGAAACAGGGAAUAUUGCAAAAUGUCUUGAAGAAAAAUUCCCCUCUGUGGAUAUCAACAAAGAACUAAAUCCCGGACAAGAUAGAAGUUUUGUAGUGGAUCCUAUAUCAUCUAAGAUAGCCAGUUCGACGGAGACAAAGUCCAAGGACCAAGGGGAAGGAAACAAGGGAAGUGACAAUAGGCCACAGAAGUUUGUGUAGGUUCUCCUUGAUUCAGAAGUGCAUGGCAUUUUGUGUAUCCUCCAUCCCGUGAAAGAUGACAAUUUCAUACAUGACCAUUUUUGGGUUACGAGGGACCUAGGUUUAGUGUUCUUGUUUUUUCUCGAGUGUAUACAUGGUAAGUCAUCAGUUCUACUAGGGCAAUUUCAUAACCUAAAAACUCUUUUGACAAGGGGCACAUU